AUGAGCUCCAAAAAGUAUGCUUUCCUCCCCAUGGAUGACGGGGAAGUUGGGCCUCAAAAAGUAUCAAAGGAAAAGAAACACAGGUCCCGCAAUCGCGACCGCGACGACAAGACGGCGUCGCGCUCGUCGAGAUCCCACCGCCAACGCAGCCGCAGCCGGUCGACAUCGCGCCACCGAUCCUCGCACCACACUUCCAGUCGAUCCAAACACUACCGGCGACGCGAUGACGGGGGUGAUGCGGAAGACCGGUGGGCGGACGAGGAGCCCCCCUCGGAUGAGCCUGAGGAGGAGGACGAUGAGCCCGAGUUCCAGGAGUCAGCGAACAAGCGCGUGAAGUUGAGUCACGACGCCGACAAGGAGGACGAAGAACUCUCCGACGGGGCGAAGGAGGAACUCCAGCGUAAAAAGGAUAUCGAGGAGAGAGACGCGUUUGCGAACAGGCUUAAGAAUAAAGAUGAUGGACGAUCCAAGAGGGACCACAGAGAUGGAGAGGCCUCGGCGAGGCGCAAGCUGGCCGACGACGCAGCUGCCCGGAAUGCGGCCUUGCCAGACUUGAGGGAAAGGUCGCGACAGGAGUACUUGAAGAAGCGCGAGAUGGAGCGGCUUGCGCUUUUGAGGAAGCAGGUAGCAGAGGAGACCCAAGAGCUUCGCAGCGGCGUGCGGCUGUCGGACAAGGAGAGGGCCGAGUUUGCGAAAAAUAGGGAGAUCUUACGUUUGGCCGAGGAGCGAUUGAAGAUUGACGACCACCGUGAUGGAUACUACAUGCCUGAGGACUAUAUCACAGAGAAAGGGAAAAUGGACCAGAAGAAGAAGGAAGAGGCGCUGUACAAACGAUACGUCGACAAAGACGAAUUUGGCCAGGAGAAGUUCGUGACAGAGCAUGAAGAAUGGGAGAAGGAGCAAACAGCAAAAGCCAAGGCCCAGAUCCAGCGGCCAGAACGAGAAAAUGAAGACUACGACUAUGUGAUGGACGACGCUCAGUAUAUCCAAUGGAGCCUGGACAGCCGUAUGGCCGGCGAGGGUAAACAGCUUACAAAGGAGCAGCGUUUCCUAGAAGCCCAGAUCGACGCAGCAGAGAAGAAGGCCCUCUCUAUCCAGGAGACCAGGAAGACGCUCCCUAUAUACAAAUAUCGAGACGAGUUUCUGGCGGCUCUGGAAACGCAUCAAAUUUUAGUCAUCGUCGGAGAAACUGGUAGUGGAAAGACCACCCAACUGCCGCAGUAUCUCCACGAGGCCGGGUACACCAAGAACGGCAUGAAGGUCGGCUGUACGCAACCGCGACGAGUGGCCGCCAUGAGUGUUGCAGCUCGUGUAGCUGAUGAGGUGGGCGUCAAAGUAGGGAACGAGGUUGGAUACUCGAUUCGAUUCGAGGACUGCACGAGCGAAAAGACGAUUCUCAAGUACAUGACGGAUGGCAUGUUGCUUCGGGAAUUCAUGACCGAGCCAGACUUGGCCGGUUACUCAGCCUUGAUGAUUGACGAAGCUCACGAACGUACGGUGCAUACUGACAUUCUGCUUGCCCUCAUCAAGGACCUCUCGAGAGAGCGUCCCGACCUGAAGCUUCUCAUUUCCUCUGCUACAAUGAAUGCGGAGAAGUUCUCGACGUACUUCGAUGACGCUCCCAUUUUCAACAUCCCUGGUCGACGGUAUCCGGUCGAUAUCUACUACACCCCGGCCCCAGAAGCCAACUAUCUAGCAGCUGCCAUCACCACCACCUUUCAGAUCCAUACCACGCAAGACAAGGGUGAUAUUCUCAUUUUUCUUACAGGUCAAGAUGAGAUCGAAGCUGCCGAACUGGAAAUUGCCGAAACUGCAAAGAAACUGGGCACUCGUAUUAAGGAAUUAAUCAUCUGCCCUAUUUAUGCCAACCUGCCGUCAGAUCUCCAGGCCAAGAUCUUUGAGCCUACCCCGGAAAAUGCUCGCAAGGUCGUCUUGGCGACCAACAUUGCCGAAACCAGUUUGACCAUUGAUGGAAUUGUGUACGUCAUUGAUCCUGGCUAUGUCAAAGAGAAUGUCUACAACCCAGCUACUGGCAUGUCCAACUUGGUGGUCGUUCCGUGCUCACGAGCCUCUGCUGGCCAGCGAAGUGGUCGUGCUGGACGUGUUGGGCCUGGAAAGUGUUUCCGACUGUACACCAAAUUCGCCUACAUGAACGAAAUGGACGAGUCAACCACUCCUGAAAUCCAGCGAACCAACCUCAACGGCGUUGUGUUGCAACUCAAGUCUCUGGGUAUCAAUGACUUGCUCGACUUUGACUUCAUGGACCCGCCACCUACCGAGGCGCUCAUCGGCGCGUUGAAUCAGCUGUUUGCCCUCCAGGGGUUGAAUCACAAGGGCGAGCUCACAAAACUUGGACGCCAGAUGGCCGAGUUCCCCACUGACCCGAUGCUGGCCAAGGCAGUUCUCGCCGCUGACAAGGAAGGUUGCGUGGAGGAGGUCCUCUCCAUCGUGUCCAUGCUGAGCGAAGCCUCGGCGCUCUUCUUCCGCCCCAAGGACAAGAAGAUCCACGCCGACAGCGCCCGAAACCGGUUCACCGUCAAGGACGGCGGCGACCACAUCACCCUCCUCAACAUCUGGAACCAGUGGGUCGACAGCGACUUCUCCCCCGUCUGGUCCCGCGAGAACUUCCUGCAGCAGCGGUCCCUCACCCGCGCCCGCGACGUCCGGGACCAGCUCGCCAAGCUCUGCGAGCGCGUCGAGGUCAGCCCGUCGACAUGCGGUGCCAGCAACCUGCCCCCCAUCAAGCGCGCCAUCACGGCGGGCUUCUUCCCCAACGCCGCGCGCCUCCAGAAGAGCGGCGACAGCUACCGCACGGUCAAGAACAACACCACCGUCUGGAUCCACCCCAGCAGCGUCCUCAUGUCCAUCGACCCGCCCGAGAAGAUGGUCGUCUACUUUGAGCUCGUCCAGACCACCAAGGAGUACAUGCGCAGCGUGAUGCCCAUCGAGGCCAAGUGGCUCUCCGAGCUCGCGCCGCACUUCCACAAGAAGAAGGACGUGGAAGAGAUGGAACAGAAGAAGAUGCCCAAGCAGAGAUCGUGA
This is a messenger RNA of Clonostachys rhizophaga, 3042 nucleotides long. NCBI's taxonomy places the organism in Eukaryota, Fungi, Ascomycota, Sordariomycetes, Hypocreales, Bionectriaceae. The record is from the annotation of a GenBank genome assembly.